This is a messenger RNA of Suillus subalutaceus, 2478 nucleotides long. RefSeq lists its product as uncharacterized. The transcript has 10 exons. The record is from RefSeq and is a predicted model, not a curated record. Lineage: Eukaryota; Fungi; Basidiomycota; Agaricomycetes; Boletales; Suillaceae. Bases 1 to 2478 code for a protein of 825 amino acids.
AUGGCUCCCACUACUAGUAGUACUGUUGUUCCUACUCAUGGAACUAAAUGUGUAACCUCUGAACUAGGCCACCACUUUGUCAGUCCAAAGAAACCACGGGACAAGAAAAAAACACAGACAAGUGUCAAGUUACCUGGCAUUCAAGUCAAGUGCCGUCAAUUGCUGGCUCGCAUGCAAAAGCUCAUCAAUCCAGAGCUGAAGCAGAUUGAAAUUGUGGACACCGAAACCACCUCUAACAUGGAUCAGGCUGAUCAAGUUGUGGCCGACAUUCCCGACCCAGACUUUGAAAUACCAGCAGAAUGUCCCUCCGACAUACUCGUAGAAGAUCCUCCAAAUAAACGGUGGACUGUACCUGACAAGUCCACGGAUAUGUUGUAUAGCAGCUGGAAAGCACUGAUACCUGCUCUUGUUGACCCUCAUCUGAACAUGUGCUACAUCUUCAUGCCCUCAAAAACAGACCUCGAUCGGUUCAUAUCUAUUGAUGUCCUCAGUUGUAGAUGUUCUACGCUUCCCCAGGUGCUGAUUCACCAUGGCCUGUUUCCAACUGCUCCCUCACAGCCUUGUAUGGCUAUCUCUGUCGAACUUCUAUCCUUCUAUCGUGCACUUUUCGAGCAUUCUUGCGGUGCCAUCAAUGCAUUAGCCUCAGCUCUCAAAACGCACUACUCUCGCAGAGGUUUUGUCAUGACAGACAUCCGAGGGGAAAUCAUCCAGGAACCAUUUCGCCGAGGCCUGGGCUAUACUGUACAGUGGUACGACAUGCUACAAAUCCAAAUCAAAUGUAAAGUCAAAGAGGCACUGCAGAAUAGCCAUCAACAAGUGGCGACCUUUCGUUCUCAAGCAGAGGACCAAGUCGCAACCUCGACACCUCUGUCUACCUUACACAAAGGCCGGUGCACAUCAAUUCUUGUUCAACGGUGUCCUAUGGCAAUUUCCAUCACUGCCACCAGUGUACUGCAGGAGAUUGUCCUCGCUUCUACAAUCCGACUGACUUCCUCCAGAAAGACCCAUGUUCCUGUUGUUCCCGAUGAAGCUAUUGACCAAUGUGAGACAGCUUACGAAGCAGCUGAUGGGAAAAAACAAAAGGCUGCAAUGGACUCCUUUGACGACACUGGCAUCAUGGCACUAAUUUGUCACCAUGAUAUUCCUUUGUUCUUUGCUAACAUCGACUCUCUGGGGGAACAGCAGAAAUAUUCUGUCGCCCUCCUUGAACAUCUGUUUGGAUUGAUCCCACCCCAUGCGACAGUAGUAGCCUUGUAUGAUGUUGGAUGUGUCCUUGCACGAUCCCUGGGCAAGUAUGACAUUCUCCCUAACCAUAUUGUCUCACAUCUGCACUUUGCGACUACUGCCAUGCAUGCAUAUGGGCAUGAGUGGGCAUGUCAGUUGGUGUACAACCCAUGUGCCCCUGCCUGUCUCAAGAAGGAGUUGGACACCGUUCUGGCCUUACAGGCAGAUCUUGAUGCCUCCAACACCACGCUACAUUCUACAAGGUUCAUGUUUGAGAAAGGAGCCGCCUCACAAGAUACCCUCGAGGCUCUCAAGGCUCUCAAAAGUGGCCACGAUCAACUUAUGGGCAAAGUCGAAGUUCUAUAUGCAUCACUCAAUAUCCACAACCAAUUUCCUGAACUAGAAGGCAUCAAUUUAGAAUUUGUUAGGCUUCUUCUGAUGGCGCGUGACCUUAAAAUGAACAUCCGCAAAUGGGCAAUUGCCAGUUUCUUGGAAUGGGACAAACUAGAUCGUGCAGUUGGUGGCGCCCAACAAGCAUUAGGAACCAAACUCCAUCAACAGACUCGUAAAGUCAUUGCCAAACGCCAACCGGCCCUUCUCACUGCAAUCCAGAAAUUCAAUGCUUACUGUGAGCAUUUAGAAGCAUUAUAUGACCCUUCUUGGGGCAUUCCUCUUCCCAGUCCUCUUCCCACAAAGCUGAUGGAGCUGCAUAGUGAUCACAGUCUGAUGGAGGAUAUGUGGAUUACACUGUCAAAUGGGGAAGUUCCUCAAUGGUUAGAGGAUGCUGAUGUGAGAGAUGGCAUACAUGCCCUUCUGAAAUGCAAGCACUGCCGAGAAGAACAGAAGCGCCUUGGUAUUGAGGCUGAUAAUCUGUGCCAUUUCUUUGGUGAAGAACUUGCUGCACUUGAGCUUGCACUACACACACCUGGGUGUGAACUUGUAUCUGUCCUGCUGAGACAGCGCCAUGACUGUUUUCUCCGACUUCAAACACACUGGGCUAACCCCUUAGCCUCUUCACUUUGCUUUGCAUCCUAUGCCAAGGAUGCAUUAGUGAUUGCAGUCACCCUUUCAGGAGGUUCUCAAAUGUCAAACCUCAACUGGCUCGGUACUACAUUUCUGGAAGUACCUGAUCCAGAGAGUGACCUCAAUGAUGUUGAAUUUUCUGAGCCUCACGACCUGCCAGUAAUUGAAUCAGAGCAAGUUGCUCUAAGAUCCAAAUGCAUAGUUAUAACAAGUAUGUCCAUGAUUACAUAG